UCCAGAUCACGUGUUCUCAGCGGCGCACGCUCAGAUUAGCUAGCGCGGCGGCGCAUGCGCGGAGGAGCGGCGGAGGUCAUGGCGGGUCUGGUGGAUUUUGAAGAUGAGGAGCAGGUGGCCUCUUUUCUGGAAAACAUGGAGGUGGAAUGUCACUACCAGUGCUACAAGGAGAAGGACCCGGACGGUUGUUUCAGGCUGGUAGACUAUCUAGAAGGGAUCCAGAAGAACUUUGCUGAAGCAGCCAAGGUGCUGAAGUUCACUUGUGAAGACUACCACCACAGCGACAGCUGCUACAAGCUGGGAGCCUACUAUAUGACCGGGAAAGGAGGAUUAGCCCAAAACUUGAAAAAUGCUUAUAACUGUUUUUUAAAGGCUUGUGAGAAACCUGGGAAGAAGUCAAUAAAUGCUUGUCACAAUGUCGGACUGCUGGACCAAGAUGGGCGCCUUAAUGACAACAAGCCUGACCUGAUCCGAGCCCGAGACUAUUACACAAGGGCUUGCGAUGGCAACUAUGCCCCCAGCUGCUUCAAUCUCAGUACUAUGUACCUCCAGGGAUCCCCUAACAUCCCCAAGGACAUGGGCCUGGCUUUGAAAUUCUCUCUGAAAGCCUGCGACCUGGGCCACAUCUGGGCCUGUGCCAAUGCCAGCCGAAUGUAUAAACUGGGAGAUGGGGUGGCGAAGGAUGAAACCAAAGCCGAGUCCCUGAAGAACAGGGCCAAGCAGUUGCACAAAGAGCAGCAGAAAAGCGUCCAGCCUUUGGCAUUUGGGGUGUGAGAUGAUGAGCCUGUGUCCUCCCUCCCCUUGGAUAUGGAUUCCUUUACUGGGAUACAUUUUUGGUGAUAAAAUGUGGGGGCAGAAGCAGUGUAUUGGCCACUGGUAUCACAUGGUUUGUGUUGCCUGUGAAAUAAUUAUUUCCUUUAAAAUGUCUACAUCAGUAUGUACACCUGGGGAGCUGGGCUCUAACGAGCUCCCUCAAAGUGGAGAGACUGGAGCCCAGAGAGAUGGGUGUUGGGGAAUUAUGGAGGCUUCUCACAUCACAGAGUGUGUGUUGGGGCAGGCGUGUGCACAUGAUGGAAUGUGUGUGUCUGUCCCCAAGUUCCUGGAUUUAUAUGGUUCAUAUGGUUCCAUUUAUAUGGUUUCUUUUGGGAGAAAUUUUGUUUGUGGGAACUUGGACACUCCUAAGGUGCUCAUUAUUACCUAAGAAUGAGCCUUCUUUGUGCUGUCCAUUUUCUGAUGUCUGUUAGUUAUUGCAGUUGUAUCUGGUUUCACCUCUCAGAAUUUGUGGGAGGUGGUCUUGAUAUUCAGAAGUAAUAAUGCAGUCUAAAGAGUUACCUAUCAUUGUUACGCAGAUUUGGGAAUAAGGACAAAAAAUAUCUUGGCCCGUGUUUCUCCGGAGAGGUCACACUGGCUGACAAUAAGUGAGACUGACGUUCCAAAUUGUCCGUUUGCCUUAAAUGUCCACACCCUGCGUAAUUGGGUAUGUAGAGAAAUCCAUGAAAUAUUCUAAAAGCAAAAGAUUGUAACGUUUGAACUGAGCCUUUCAAAUUGUCUUGUGAAUAAAUUAAUUUAAUUUAU
Messenger RNA from Antechinus flavipes (yellow-footed antechinus), 1575 nucleotides. Its product is annotated as cytochrome c oxidase assembly factor 7. The coding region runs from base 55 to 774 and encodes 239 amino acids. NCBI's taxonomy places the organism in Eukaryota, Metazoa, Chordata, Mammalia, Dasyuromorphia, Dasyuridae. Gene Ontology annotation, cellular component: mitochondrial intermembrane space. The record is from RefSeq and is a predicted model, not a curated record. The transcript is spliced from 3 exons. Gene Ontology annotation, molecular function: protein binding.